Messenger RNA from Haliotis rufescens (red abalone), 3714 nucleotides. Its product is annotated as serine/threonine-protein kinase ICK-like. The transcript has 14 exons. Lineage: Eukaryota; Metazoa; Mollusca; Gastropoda; Lepetellida; Haliotidae. The record is from RefSeq and is a predicted model, not a curated record. The coding region runs from base 172 to 1842 and encodes 556 amino acids. Gene Ontology annotation, cellular component: cytoplasm; nucleus; cilium. Gene Ontology annotation, biological process: cilium assembly; protein phosphorylation; intraciliary transport. Gene Ontology annotation, molecular function: protein serine/threonine kinase activity; ATP binding.
UCAGAUAUGUCACGUGACUAGCAGCGAGAGCCAAAUAGCAACUACAAACAUGGCGGAGUGUGACGGGACAAGUAUAACAUGACACUUCGGAUAUGCAGUAAACAACGGGUUAUAUCGCGUUGUUUUAGGAUACAGUAGCUAGUUAGCUUGUAGAGACAUCAACACUUCAUUAUGAAUCGCUACCAACUGACGAAACAGCUGGGCGACGGCACGUACGGUAGCGUGCUGCUUGCCACCCACAUCGAGACGGGGGAGAAAGUAGCUGUCAAGAAGAUGAAGAAGAAAUACUACUCCUGGGAUGAAUGCCUCAGUCUGAGGGAGGUCAAGUCUCUCCGUAAAUUGAACCAUCCCAACAUAGUGAAGCUGAAGGAGGUGAUUCGGGAGAAUGAUAUGCUGUACUUCGUGUUUGAGUUCAUGAAGGAGAACCUAUACCAGAUGAUGAAAGACAGGGAAAAGUUACUUCCUGGAUCUGUGGUGCGAAACAUCAUCUACCAAGUUCUACAGGGAUUAGCAUACAUGCACAAACAGGGAUUUUUCCAUCGUGACUUAAAACCUGAAAACUUGCUGUGUGCGGGCCCAGAGUUAGUAAAGAUCGCCGACUUUGGUCUAGCUCGUGAGACUCGAUCUCGUCCCCCAUACACAGACUAUGUGUCCACACGAUGGUACCGGGCCCCAGAGGUGUUGCUCCGCUCAACCAACUACAGCUCCCCCAUCGACAUCUGGGCCCUCGGCUGCAUCAUGGCCGAGCUGUACACCCUCCGACCAUUAUUCCCUGGCAGCUCUGAGAUCGACCAAAUAUUCAAGACCUGCACGUGCCUCGGCACUCCGUCCAAGGAGGAGUGGCCAGAAGGCUACCAGCUGGCCAGUAGCAUGAACUACCGAUUCCCACAGACUGUGCCAGUCAGCCUCAAAUCACUCAUACCAAGUGCCGACAAGGAUGGCCUUGACAUUAUGGCACGCAUGUUAAAGUGGAACCCGUCACAUCGACCCGGGUCAAGUCAGUGUUUGCGGCAUCCCUACUUUCAAGUGGAUCAGACACUGGGUGUGUCCAUGGCUUCAAGCAGGCCGCAGGUAGCAUCCAACCACAGCAGCCACCCAACACAGGCAGCACAUGCACCAGCUUAUGCACCACAACCUGCACCCACUCGCAAGGCCUCAAUAGACACCAUGGGAGGCCCUGGCAUGGGAGGCCCCUCCACCUACAAGGACAAGCCAAUCAAUCCCUCACCGGGCCCCAUUGCUGUGACUGUCCCUCGGAAACAGCCGGAGCGGAAACGCUGGGGCACAACCAACAUAUCAGAGAAGUGGGACGACUGGGAUGACCUUGACUUCUCCCUGCCCAGCAAGAAGCCGAUUGCAGCCGUCAAACCAAAGUACAAGGAGCCUGAAAAGGCCAAUGAUGAUUUUGACGAUGAUUUUCUUAAUUCUAUCUUGAGUAAGUCCCCCAGCAAACCAGCUGUGCCAACUGCGGGUCGACGGAUGAACUCUGGAAGGUCGUCAGCGCGGUCUGCCAAACAGCACUACUUGAGCUCCUCACGCUAUCAUCCUGGUUUAAAUCCCCUAAACAGUGGCAUGAAGCGAAAUCCCCUGGGAGCGAUCUCCCGUCCCAAUCUAGACAGUGGAUUGAGGAACUUCAACACCCCAGCCAGCAAGGACUCAGGAGGAGGCUACAUGCCAUCAUUUGGUCUGUCUAAUAAACCAAGCUAUGCAGGCAGCAACAUGAGCUGGAAGAGAGCCCAGCCAGGCCCCCUCAGUAACAACCCAGGGUCCAACAUGCGACAACCCCUGGCUGGACCGGUGCCUGGACGCACAGACUGGGCUGCUAAAUACUUGAAAUCCUGAAGUCAUCUUUUCAAGGGGAGAUAAUCUCACAUCUGUUGUCGAAGAUUUGAUGGGAGAUGUUUUCAUUGUGACUGUGAUAAAUUUUCUUUUUGUGACUUGUGGACUUUCUAAGCCAUGUCAUGGACAACUUGGGAUGACGAGACGGUCAUCAGUGUAAUGUCAUCCUUGCUCCAGCGUAUUGACAGCCUUGUGUAUUUUCUGUCUCAGGGGCACAUAUUGUUAGUAGGGUGAGGCAUGCCUUGUAUCAUUGUAUGUCACCACAUUGUUAACAGUCAGGAGGGAGGGGACAGGAGGGGGUCGGGACCUUUUUGUUUAGGGCAAUCAGAGUAAGUGAACCAUGUUCGGGGUAGGCUAUGGAUCACCAUCCUAGUUCAUUUAUUGGUAUUUAAUGCACUCAUUUAUCCCAUAUUAAACAUUUAGGUUUUAAAUAUAUGCCCAAAUAGCAUUCAUUUAUAGAAGUAGAUGUACUGGUGUUAAUUGUAAAUCAAAGAAAUUGCACUAUUUUAAUGUAUCUAUUCCAUACAGAUAGGCUGUGGAAAUGUCACCUUCAAUAUACAUAUUUUUAAUAUCUUCCACAUUCACAAGUUAAUAGUUGUCAGCCAAAGAUAGAAGAGUUUUCUCCCUUUACUCAGGUCCCCCAAGGCCACAUCUGUUUCACCUCAUUGUAAUCAUUAAUCUAUCACCAUGUUAUAUAGUAAUCAAAAUCAUAAGUGCAUAAUUUAUUUUCAUAGUGUAUGUGUUUGUGGUUUUCCUUCUCUAAUUUCUCUAAUUAAUACUGCCUUUCCCGGCAUUAUGCCAACAUGAUCUGUUUAACCAUCAAUAACUGGUUGUGAAACAUAUCUAUGAAAGAACACCAGACAAGUCUCACGGACAUGUGCUAGUCGCAACACCCAGCUUUAGAUAUUCUCAUUGAAUAUUUGUUUACCAUAGAAACUCUGCAGUCAUCAAAUACAUAGCUAAAACGUUUAAAACAUUAUAUUUUUUAUUAUGUGUUUUAUUAGAUAACAUCUUAUAAUCAGUUAAUCUUGAUAUUGCUUUAUUUGAUCAAUAGAUAACAAAAUAUAUGUUUUUUUGUUGAUUGCCAUUUUAUUGUAUAUAACCUGUGUGUAUCCUACAUGUGUUGUGGGGAGUGCACAGUUUACUGUGUAGAUGGUCAUCACAGUUUGUUGAAGGGGGUGGGGAUUGUCUGAUUCAGGCGAUAGGUACAUUACCUGUGGGGUGUGAGGAUGGAAUGAGAUGUAAAGGCACUACAGCUGUCAUAACCCUAUGUUAAAUAUAGGAGUUGCGAUCAUCUUAGCACUAAGACUGCUUUGUGGAACAGGCCCUGGACAGCAGGUGUGCUUCAUCAUAUACUGAGGCAAGAGGAUAGCUCAUGUGUCACUGUAACUGGGUGUGAAGUAGCUAAUGUAUCGUUCUUGCAUUAGCUGAUGUCUCCUUGUAACGGAAGUUAUGUAGUAGCUGAUGUCUCAUUGUUGCACAAUGAUGCUGCAGCUGCUGACGUCCUAGUGUAACAAAGGUGAUGCAGUGGCUGAUGUCUCAUUGUACAAUGCAGUGCUUGACGUCUCAUUGCAACACCUCCACAUCCACCUGACACAGAGUAAUGCUCACAGUUGUUUCAGUGAGUGAGUAUUUCUUUUUGCCGCAUCACAAUUCUGUCUGUAUUCGCGGUGAGUUGUUACAGUGCUGUCUUCUGUAUAAUCAUGUUAUAUAUAUAUUAUAUAUAUGUGGGAUGUCAUCCAGGUGCAGCCAUACAGUCAGUUAACAUGUCAGUCAGACAUUUAGUCCCUGAAGCAACUUGUUCUGGCGGUAUUACUGGUGCUGGUUCAUUCACACAUGCACAUGCACACAUAAUAAACAUGUCCCCAAUACAAA